UAUUCCGUAUAUAUACAACAACCAUACAGUAAAGCUACAGGGGCCGCAUAGUUCUUUCUGCAUAGAACAGCAGAGUUGACGGAAAAUGAAUGACCACCGAUCCAAGUGUUUCGGAUUUCUGUCCCGUAACGCGCUAAUUAUCAGUGUGUUAAUUGGUGUGGUGGUGGGCUUUGCCUUUGGUUUUGGACUGAGAUCUGUAGAACCGUCCAGUGAUGCCCUGACAUGGAUUGGUCUUCCCGGGGAGAUUUUCAUGCGUCUCCUGAAGAUGCUGAUUCUACCUCUUAUUGUGGCCAGCAUUAUCACAGGAACAGCCUCCAUGAACGCUAGAACCAACGGACGUCUUGGCGCCGUCAGUUUCUGCUACAUCCUGGUGACUGUUGCUAUAGGAGCUGUCAUUGCUAUCAUUCUCUUCCUUGUCUUCCAGCCAGGGAAAGAUGUAGAUCUUUCUGCCUCCACAAACAGCUACACAGUAAAGAGAGACAUAGAAACCACAGACAUGUUUGCCGACAUGAUCAGGAAUUUUUUCCCGGACAAUGUCGUCACUGCCUGUUUUCAAAAGACACAAACAAAAUACUUGCAAGUUUCUCGCACUGUGGCGUUAAAUGGAACAAAUAUUACUAUUACUGCAGUUCAGAAAGUGUUAUCAUCUACAAGUGGACUAAACAUCUUGGGUCUAAUCGUUGCGUGCCUGAUGUUUGGUGUCACGGCCAGUAACCUAGAGGACAGAGCUGAACCUUUCAUCACGUUCUUCGACACUAUAGCGGUCAUAUUGAUUCGUCUUUUGAACUGGAUUAUAUGGUUGACUCCUGUUGGGGUGGCAAGCCUUAUUACCACAGCCUUACUGAAAGUUUCCGACAUUGAGAGUGUGUUCACCAGUAUGGGGAUGUUUGUUCUAGCACACUCCGUCGGCAUCGCUUUCCAUCAACUGGUUCUUAUUCCAUUCGCAUACUUCAUCACCACCAGAAAGAAUCCACUGCAUUUUAUGGGCUACUGCUUGCGACCGUGUUUAUCAGUGUUUGGACCUGCUAGCGUGGCUGUAGGAUUACCGGACAUGUUAAAAACCUUGGAUGAAAAUCUUCAUGUUGACAGAAGGAUCUCGAACUUUUUCGUUCCUGUGGCUGUGUCAAUAGAGAAAUGUGGGAGCUGUAUUUUCAUAUGUCUCUCCGCUCUCUUCUUGGCACAACUGGAGGGAAUGAACAUGAAUGCGUCAAGAGUGGUCAUCAUUGGCCUACUCUCUACAGCUGGAGCUUUGGCGGUGCCUCCCGUUCCCAGCUCAAGUAUUGUCUCUGUUUUAGUGGUUCUCUCCUCUAUAGACAUCCAAGUUCACAACGUGGGUCUACUCAUGGCGCUAGAGUGGUACAACGAUCGGAUCCGCACCACAAGUAAUGCUACAACAACCGUCUUGGGAGCAGUGAUGGUGGAGAGACUCUGUAAGACACGUCUUAACUCAGAACAAGAAAUGGACAGUUAUAAGAAGACACAGGAGAGACCGCUCUACGACUCAGAGAUACGUGUCCUGGUGAACAAGGACAAAGCAUUAGGAGACUGAAUUCAGAGUUUUGAAGGACUGUACGUGUAUGCUAAUGUUAAAGUCGGAAUAUCAAAGUUUUUUCUGAUUGGUGGUUGGAACUAAAAUGACUGCACAAAAAGCUUUUGAAUGGCUUUACUAGUACACAAUAACUUUCACGGUCACCCAUAGCCCGCACGAUGAAUAUUAUUGUCACCUUACUAGGGAACGGGCAAACUUUUUGACCACUUUCACAUACUUCUGUCUUACUUUUAACAAUGUUAAUUUCCACACAGAUAUCUUGUAAACAGAUAUCUGAAUAACGAAUAUGUACUAUUUCUGAGAAUCUCAGGAACCCAGCAAAACCUAAAAAGCACAUACACAACGUUCUUAAAAUAUACAAAUUGUCCUUUCCGAAAUUUAGAAACCAUGGCCUUCAAAUGUUCUGGGUAAUAGGACCUUUUUUGAUGACAGGUUUUAGUAUAUGCUUUAUGGAAAAUAUUAUUAAAGGAAUGAGAGGAACAAACCAAUUAUUCUUCCCCUCACAAUUUUUCGUAAAACAGUUUACACCUUUGAUUCAGGAUUCCAGAAUUUUUUAGUUGUAUCAAACCUAUUUACGAUUUUUGAAAUUUACAAAUCUGUCUACUGUGAAUGGUCCUAACAUAAAAUUAACAAACUCCGAAAAUUCUACGGUAACUUCCCAAUCAUUAUGAUCGAUGAUUUUACUUAAAAAAAUCUGCUUUGUCAAUUUCUGAUCGCAUUAAUCGAUGCACAGCAACUGAAAUUUUGUUAUCGGCACACAUUUUGAAAAUAUUAUAAUUAUGCUACAACUUGUAAAUGGUGCUUCAUGCUACCAGAGUAUACUAUUUUCUCACAACAUUGGUUAUCAGUUAACCAUUACAAAGUCAUUUCUUGUAAUUCAUUUUUAAAAGACGUCAACGCCAACUCUAUGCCCUUCAGCUCUCUCCAUUUCGAACUCAUAUUUUAUAUAACUGUAUGAAUAAAUUUGAAAUUCAAUUCGUUUGAUGAAAAUAAAUGUUUAAUCUCUUUAUGCUAUUUAAACCCCCUUUCUCUUUCAUUUAGACAUUAAAAAAUAAGAUAUUUGGCUACUUCUUUUUUCCGACGCCUGCAAAUGGCAGUAUUCCCACUGACCGGAAAAUUAGCAUGACAAAAAAGCUUAGAUAGAAUUUCAUCCAUCCAUUUGUAAUUGUAAAUCAUCAUCCGUGAAUAAAAACCUCGACAUUUUAAGUAGGUAUAUAUAUAUUUAAUGUUUCGAUGGAUAAUGGCAACUGUUUAAUAAUAGAAGUGAUGGACAUAUGUUUAUAAUGUACCGGCCUACAGUUACAUGAAGGCUACAACACCCGCCUGGAAACUGAACAUAUGUGCACCAAUGUAUAAAGAAACCCAUAAUAUAUGUACCGUAUAACGGGUAUUUUUUACGUGCUGCUAAUUUUUACUAAUUUUUACGCGUUUUAUAAAUCCGUAAAAAUUAAACGCGUAAAUUUUCACAG
Messenger RNA from Magallana angulata, 3018 nucleotides. Its product is annotated as excitatory amino acid transporter-like. The coding region runs from base 86 to 1549 and encodes 487 amino acids. NCBI's taxonomy places the organism in Eukaryota, Metazoa, Mollusca, Bivalvia, Ostreida, Ostreidae. Gene Ontology annotation, cellular component: plasma membrane. Gene Ontology annotation, molecular function: neutral L-amino acid transmembrane transporter activity; L-glutamate transmembrane transporter activity; glutamate:sodium symporter activity. The record is from RefSeq and is a predicted model, not a curated record. Gene Ontology annotation, biological process: L-glutamate transmembrane transport. The transcript is spliced from 11 exons.